AUGGCAGAAGUACCGUCUAAUCAAUGCCAAAAAAGGACCUACGUUCCCCGAGAGACUCAAGAAGAUCCCGGCUGGCUAAACGCAGGGCAAAACGCUGCUGUUCCCCGGGAGACUCAAAAAGAUUAUGGCUGGCUAAACACCGACGCUGUUGUUCCCCGGAAGACUCAAGAUAAUUCUGGCAGGCUAAACACCGGGCCAAAUGCUGCUGUCGCGGCUUCUAAACCGCUCCAAAACUCGAGCAUCGAUCUCCAGACGGGACACUAUUAUUACGUUGUGUUUGCCAUUGGUUGUGUUUUUGUUCUAUUUGUGAUUGUCACUGUUUUGGAAGUGAUUCCAACUCUGCUAUAG
This is a messenger RNA of Arabis nemorensis, 348 nucleotides long. The record is from the annotation of a GenBank genome assembly. Lineage: Eukaryota; Viridiplantae; Streptophyta; Magnoliopsida; Brassicales; Brassicaceae.